This is a messenger RNA of Microdochium trichocladiopsis, 607 nucleotides long. RefSeq lists its product as uncharacterized. The transcript has 2 exons. The record is from RefSeq and is a predicted model, not a curated record. NCBI's taxonomy places the organism in Eukaryota, Fungi, Ascomycota, Sordariomycetes, Xylariales, Microdochiaceae. The annotation marks the transcript as partial.
AAAGGGACCGACACGGCUUUAUACCUCGGCUUUUUCCUCCGAAAUGUCAUCCUCGGGCGACUCCUCCUGGCUGUAGAGGUCCUUGCCACCAUCCUGGCCGUCGACGGGGGCGGAGCCGAAGGUGUACCUGCACGAGUUAUCAGGGCGGCGAGAGCGCAAAGGAGACGACGCGGCAGGUCGAUGGUGCUGUCUGAGUGUUGGACUGGGACAUCAGGGAAGCGUCGCGAGCCUGGCGAGCCGGGACACGCGAAGGUAGCAUGUCAUACAGGUCGGCCUCGGUCCGGGCUUGAUGCGAGGAGAUGCUGUGCGGCAGGCGUUCGCGAUGAGAUGGCGAUUAGUACGCAUCGGCAGCUAGCACCAGACGCUGGCGAGGGCGGCGAAGGCGCAAUCCUCCAUGUUGGAAAGGCGUCCAACAGACGCAACUGGAUCCAGGCGAAUUGUUGUCCAUGUUGAGUGUCCAGGAGCGCACUCAACAAGGUCUGGUUGGUGUUGCAGCUGUUGGUUCGAGGGGGGCGCGCAGGAAUUGCCGUUGAGGACGAGCCGGUUAUCGCGCCUUGAGGACGGCGCUGGAGAGGUUCAACUCGGCUUCGAUGCGCAUGCAAGGAAC